AUGGAUGAGUUCAUGGAUGUGCUUUUUGGCAAUCCUCCUGCUCCAGCACCACCUCUAGCUCGAGCACCAUGUCCCGCCUCUCGCACUCUAGCCGACCGAGUUACCGUCCUUGAGACAGCUAUGACUGGUCUUCGGCGCCACAUCACCAGACCUCCUCUGCUCCGUGUUCCUGCUGACUCCGCCAUUGACUGCGGGAGGAGCAGCCGAGCAGGGGCGACCGCCUUGCCUUGCCCGCUGCGCCAACCACUGCCGUUCCGUGCUGUUCCAACAACCGCUUGCUAUUUACAGAGCCUGAUCUUCCGCGCGCCUUCGCUGCAGCAGUGCUUCGGAGACAUGGCGGAGGAUUUCCAGCUUCCUUCCGAGCUCCUAGACGACGGAUUCUUCAACGCGUUCUUCGCCGACCGAGAGGGGAAUCUUGAGGAAGAGAAAGAGGAUGAUUUGUCCGGCCGCAAUCGGCAGAUGCAGAACGACAAGCUGAGGCCGCAGGCGAGGGAUCUACUCAACGGGGCCGCAGGAAAGCAGGCGGCGCUGUUCGAGCUUGACGAUGCGGAGCGUCGACGGCAAAGUCAUCACGAGCGUUGGCUUCUGAACCUUCAGAUCCUUCGCCUGAAGCAGAAACAGUUACUGCAGCAGCAACCAUAUGCAGCGAGAACAGGAAUCAGCUACGGGGACAGUAGCUCUGUUGGCUUGCCUCCUCUGUCGAGGACUCCAUUUCUACUCCAGCAUCAGCCCCAUUCCGCAUGUGCAGCGAGAUCAGUUUUCCUUUGCCGCUCCGGUGCGCGAAAACAGUCCGCCGGUACCGGCGUCUUCCUGCCACGGACGACCAUGAGCAAGGCCGACCCCCAAAAGAAGUCAUCUGCAGCUAGUUCAACUGUGCAGACUCCGGCGAGAGAUAACACGACUCUCCCCAGUGGAUUUGCCAAUCAAAAUGAUACAUUUACCGGAAGAGCAGUAGACGCUGUGAGGACCCACAGUCAUCUCCAACCUGCAGCCAUUAGGACUCCAAUGAGCUACCUUCCCCGGAAGUGGAACUAACCAACUCACUCACUCACUCCUUUAGUGGAACAGGCAGAAGAAUUCCUUGUGUAUUUGUUUCUGAAGAUGGUCAAGUGCUUGUUGGGAUGGAUACAAUGUCGCCAUGAUGGUCAUUCUGAUUUGUGCACAGUUAACAAUAGUUUAUCUAUUCACUUGUAGUUCCAAUAUUGAAUCACACAGUUAAUCUUGUAUGAACA
This is a messenger RNA of Zingiber officinale, 1232 nucleotides long. RefSeq lists its product as uncharacterized. The record is from RefSeq and is a predicted model, not a curated record. The coding region runs from base 1 to 1035 and encodes 344 amino acids. NCBI's taxonomy places the organism in Eukaryota, Viridiplantae, Streptophyta, Magnoliopsida, Zingiberales, Zingiberaceae. The transcript is spliced from 5 exons.